CUGUUCACGCCCCUCCGAGGACGGGGAUUUAAACGGCCUCCUCACACCAUAGCCGGAACACAGAGAUCCUCCUCUUCAUCGUCCGGCAUCAUGAAGGCUCUCGGCUUCUCCCUGGCGCUGCUUCUCACCCUCUGCUGCUGCGACGCCAUGCUGGUGGCCGUGCAGUACAGCACGGCUCCUGGAAGCUGCUGCUUCAACUUCAGCACCAGACGCCUCCCCGACCAGCUGGUGGCCCACAUCUCCCACACCCACGCCUCCUGUCUCAAGAGAGGAUUCAUAGUCCAGACUGUGAAGGGGAGAACAGUCUGCUACCAGGACACCUUCCCGUGGGCCGUGAACAUCUACAAGCAGCUCAACAGCGCCGAGGGCAGCGGCCAGCAGCAGCUGUGAAGAAUUAACUGUGUUAUUGUGUAACACUUUAUACUUUGGAGGCCUGUUUUUCACAGGCUUUAAGCUAUGUUUUUAUACCAAUAAACUUGCUGUUGUGGA
Menidia menidia (Atlantic silverside) is the source of this 489-nucleotide messenger RNA. Lineage: Eukaryota; Metazoa; Chordata; Actinopteri; Atheriniformes; Atherinopsidae. The record is from the annotation of a GenBank genome assembly.